Radiomyces spectabilis is the source of this 1606-nucleotide messenger RNA. RefSeq names its product UV-endonuclease UvdE-domain-containing protein. Gene Ontology annotation, molecular function: endonuclease activity. The transcript has 14 exons. The record is from RefSeq and is a predicted model, not a curated record. NCBI's taxonomy places the organism in Eukaryota, Fungi, Mucoromycota, Mucoromycetes, Mucorales, Radiomycetaceae. Gene Ontology annotation, biological process: nucleotide-excision repair; mitochondrial DNA repair; response to UV. The coding region runs from base 130 to 1422 and encodes 430 amino acids. Gene Ontology annotation, cellular component: mitochondrion; nucleus.
GUUCUUUUGUAAUUCUUUGGAUUUUUUUUACUGACUUGUGUGCAAAAUUUUGCUUUUAAACUGUCACUAUUACGCAGACUUCCAUUCUCACAACGCUUUUUUUCCGUUCUGUCGGGACCAAUAGCGACGAUGGCCAGAGGCAGCAAAACGAGCGAUAUAGAGUCUGUACCUUUAGUGGAGGUGAAAGAAGAUAAAAACGAAGCCAAGUCAAAAAUCAUAGUACCACUUGUACAUUCAAAUCCACGAUCGUACAAAGGACGUUUAGGCUACGCUUGUCUCAAUACGAUUCUGCGAUCUCAAAAGCCGCCUGUAUUCUGCUCUCGAACAUGCCGCUUAGAUACCGUGAAGAAAAAAGGAAUCGAGUAUGUCAAGGAGCUGGCUUUGCAGAACGUGGAAGACAUCAAAGCUCUCAUAGAAUGGAACGAAGCACAUGGUAUCAAAUUCAUGCGCAUGUCGAGCGAUAUUUUUCCUUUUUCGAGCCACGACGACAUUGGAUACGAGCUGGACUUUGCGAAAAAUGAGCUUGCUGAAAUCGGUGAGCUUGCUGCCAAAUAUAACCAUCGCUUGACCACUCAUCCUGGUCAAUACAAUCAGCUUGGCUCGCCAAAUCCACUGGUAGUUGCAAGAACUGUAAAGGAUUUGCAUUAUCAUGCCACGAUGUUGGAUUAUAUGGGGCUUCCUCCAGAUUCUAUCAUGAUCAUACAUAUGGGUGGAAUGUACGGUGAUAAACCUGCAACAUUAUCGCGAUUCGAAGAAAACUAUAAGAACUUACCGGAGCAUAUCAAGAGGCGGCUGGUUUUGGAAAAUGACGAACUUUGCUAUUCAGUAUCCGACUUACUUCCCGUGUGUCAAAAGCUAGAUAUUCCACUCGUACUGGAUUGGCAUCACCACAGCAUUAAUCCGGGCGAAGCGACUGGGAUUCUUGAGUUAUUACCGGCUAUUAAUGCAACAUGGACUCGACGAGGUUUAAAACCUAAACAGCACUAUUCAGAGUCCAGACCAGGAGCGGUAUCAGCCAUGGAAAGACGAGCUCACAGCGACCGCGUAAAAACUCUGCCGCCAUGCACGGACGAUGUUGACUUGAUGAUCGAAGCAAAAGACAAGGAGCAAGCAGUACUUGAACUAUACAAAUUGUACGGUCUGGGUCCGGUGGAUGAAGAGGCAUAUAUCCCGCAAAAAGGUGUUGAAUCCAAAAACACAAAAGGACGCAAAAGCUCGAAAAAGAAAAAGCCCACGGAGGAGGUCAUUGAAGAAGCUGUAAACGAGGUAGUGGAGGUGAUAGAAACACGAGCGCAGAGGAGAAAGAGAGUGUGUGUUGAAGAAACCACGGUUUCAAUCAAAGAAGAGGAACCUAGCACAGCAUUGGUCAAAAGUAAAAAACGAACAACCACGAAGAACAAAACCAAGAAGAAGGGUACAUAGCACAAUAAUUUAUAAAAAGAUAACGCUCAUUGCUUGUAAUAUAAAAGAAGAUGGUAUGUGAAUUGCUGCUGGAAAGUUCUCCAGUGUCAAUAUCGAAGGGAACAAAGAAAACUUUGUAACACGAAAAUCCGAUAUUUGACGAUGAGAAGACCUUUUCUACCAGGCGUAUUAUUUACCAUCUGUA